AUGGAGUUCAACUAUGACGACCAGCACAUCUUCUCCGAGUUCGAAGAUCCCGAACGGAAACGCCUGAUCGGGAAGAUCCACAACAUCCAUCCCGAGCUGGCCGAAGUCCCACGCGAGUUGCUAUACCCGAUCUGGUUCGCCGAUUUGAAGGUAUUGAAGAAACUCGCAGCGACCGGUGAAGAUGCCAAUGGGGCCUUUGACAAACUGGAAGCCUCUACUGGUACUUUGUACAAUGUCCCUUUGAUCUGCACUGCCAACAAGUCUGGACCUUUCAUGGAGAUACUCAAGAAUCUCAAGCUUCAAUCUCGCCGACGAGCUUCGUUCAAGUGCGCGCUCACCGGAGCUGGAAUACUAGAUACCAAAACCUGCUAUAUUAUUCCAUCGGCUCUACAGGGCAAAGAAGAUGACUCUCUCGAGAAAGAAGGGGUCUGGGGAUUCCUAGAGAAUUUCUGGGGCAAGGAAAAAGUUCUCGACUGGAAAGGAUUGCUUCUCAAAAACUCUGCAAUGGGUUCUAGAAUGGAAUUAUAUACUCCUUUCAAUGUGAUUGACCUGGAUAUGUAUGUGCAGCGACUUUGGGCCAUGGCACUCGUGGCAUUGCGACCCAUUGCAGUCAACCGGGAUCGAACGGAGAUGCAGAUUGCGCUUCAUUGGCUUCCUCUUCCGACCGAGUUGGGCAAUAUCAAACGCAGUGAUAAAGUGUUCAUCUUACAAAACCCAUAUCAGGACAUCAAAUAUCGGCCUGUUGAAAUCCGCGCGGAUAUGAUGGGGCCGUUCAUUCUCCUGGAGGAUGGAACAUUGGUUCGGGUGUCCUCCGGGCAUAUCCUCACAGUAAGGACCGAUGAUCCAGAUGCCCGUCCGUUACCCUCAUUCGGGUUAUUGGAGUUGAGGUGGCACCUUUCGCGCAUCGUAGCAUUUCAGGGUGCAGGGGAGGAUGAGGAGAGUCGUGCUCUCGAUGUUUGCAAGUACGACCCCGAAUCCGAUUCAGAUACUGAUCGGGCGAUGACUGAGUUCUAA
Molecule: messenger RNA, 1014 nt
Organism: Penicillium olsonii
Lineage: Eukaryota; Fungi; Ascomycota; Eurotiomycetes; Eurotiales; Aspergillaceae
Source: the annotation of a GenBank genome assembly